UGGGCGUUGAGGCUUACACUCCUCAACACAAAACGGGCAUUGGGGAAGCCAAAGUGCAUCUAUUUUAGCACGUUGGUACAUCUUCAACUUGACCCAACUGAACAGUGGAUGAAGAAUCUUCCGCUUCAAAAGCGGAAGGAGAAUUUCAAUGAGCGGUUACAGUAUGAAAUUUCCAAAUUUGGAAAUCUUGACGUCAAUGAUGCUGAUUUGUGUUGAAAUCAUAGACAACAAGAUGCUGCCUAAGGAUGUUACUGAAGCUGACAAGUAUGAAGAUUGCCCUAGUCUACUGAUGACUGCUUUGAAAGAGUACUUGACUGCAGAAAAAUCACCCCUACUCCGUAAGAUACAAAAGCUUCCUGUAUCAUACUUGGCCAUUCCUUGGAAGGAGCUUGACAAUGUCAUUGACUGUGGCAUAUAUGUCAUGCGACACAUGGAGUCGUACAAGGGGAAUGUUCAAGAUUGGGACAGUGGAUUCAAGAUAGGCACCCGUGUAAAUGCUGACUUCCUUUGGGAACUUAGAGCUACGCGUCAAACAUUAUCACAUGGGGUAGGAACACUGAAAGAUUGCGAGUUAUGA
Ipomoea nil (Japanese morning glory) is the source of this 577-nucleotide messenger RNA. RefSeq lists its product as uncharacterized. Lineage: Eukaryota; Viridiplantae; Streptophyta; Magnoliopsida; Solanales; Convolvulaceae. The transcript is spliced from 5 exons. The coding region runs from base 149 to 577 and encodes 142 amino acids. The record is from RefSeq and is a predicted model, not a curated record.